CAACAAUCAUUGGUCCUUACCUUUCUUCAACUGCUCAGCCUUUUAAGUCCACAUUCUUCUACUCUGCUCUGUCCCAAAAUGGCAGAGACACUUCGUUUAUCCCAAUUAACACACCUGCAACAGAAUCAGAAGCUUUUCAUCUCUUCUCCUAACACCUUCCUAUACUAACUCAAAACCCCAUUUCUUCUUCUUCACUUGCACAUUCAAUGGCUUCAACCACACCCAAACAAUCUUCAGCCAAACAGCUUGGAGAGCUUCUCCAAGAGCAACAAGAGCCUUUUAUAUUAGAAAUCUACCUCCUUGAGAAAGGGUAUAUGAAAAACAAGUUGAAUUUGCAGAGCGGUUUUCGCAAUUCAAACAGCAGAUUCUUGAACAAGCUUACUACCCGGGGUUCGAAUAUGAGAAGAAAAGUUGUUCCAACUUGUCCUAAAAUUGUAAGAGCUGUAUUAAAAAAGCUUGUAUCAAUUAUUAACAAACAGACAAUGAAGAAUUCUGUGGAUGGAGAUGGAGAAUCUAGUGCUGAACAAGAAAAACCAGAAUCAGAUGGGCUUUCCUCCGCAAGCCUUCAAACUUGGCGAUCUCCUAUAUCACUCUCGGAUCAAGAAUUAAACAUUAAUUCGUUCUUCGAGAGUAAUAUAGAAGACGGGUUGAAUUCUUUACCGAGAGAUAGUGUGUCAGUCACUGCAGACACUUGCCGAUCCUUCAAACUUGGUGAUGUUUUGCAAGAAAAAGAGGUUUUUACAGAUGGAAAGCUUCAAUGGGGAUGUGGAGAAGACAAAAAGCAACUCAGUCCUGUGUCAGUACUAGAAGAAAUACAUUACAAUGAAGGCUCACUACUUCACAGCAAGGGACAAAGAAAUGCCAACAAAUACUCCAUAAUUGCAGUUCCCUUCAGUAAUUUCAUCACCUGGUUUAAUGAGCCAAGUUUUGAAGCCGAAAGGGUUUUGCAGGAACCAAAACAGCUUCUCUCAGAGUCCACGGAUGUGAGGACAUGGAGUAACACAACCCAACUGAUGAAUUUGGAUUUUACAGCUUCAGUAGCAGAAUGGAGUGAUUUUGAGCCGCGGAUUAGGGAAAUCGGUGCGGAGAUUGGAGAUGCCAUUUUAAAUGAUAUCAGCAAGGAGAUUGUUGCAGACAUGAUGGAACUUGUGGCACCUCAUUUAUGUCAACCUACUUAAAAAAGAUUUCCUACCCAUCGGCUUUUUACCCCUUGCAGAGACAUUGCCCUCACCAACAGUUGGAUUGUUACCAACACUUGGUGUCAUCUUUAAGAGAAAUGCAAUUAUCCAUAGGGGAAUUGGGGGCUAAAUCAAGGGAAAAUGGUGUAUGUAUCCUUGACUUCACCGUAUUCAUAAGAGUUACAUCUUGCCACCUGAUAUUUUUUUGCAAGAUUGACCAGCAAUGUUCAAAAGCAAAAUGUUUCUUUUCAUCUUGAUGGUAUAAAAGUUUUGCUUGAAGCAUCUGUAUCAA
Molecule: messenger RNA, 1470 nt
Organism: Camellia sinensis
Lineage: Eukaryota; Viridiplantae; Streptophyta; Magnoliopsida; Ericales; Theaceae
Source: RefSeq, a predicted model, not a curated record